UUAACCUCAUAAACCACUCUCAGCUCAUAAAUAUACACACAAACCACAAUCCUCAAAACCCAAAUUCAUAUUUUCACCUCUUCUUUUGUGUAAUAGUAAAUAGUAAGAAAAAGAGUAAAAGCCAACCCUUCCCCACCAGGAAAGGCGGCUCAUCUUUCGCCAGGCAGAACCCUUCUCAGGAACCAUCCAUAUAUUGCUUUGCCUUUCCUCUCUCUCUCUCUCUCUCUCUCUCUCUCUCUCUCUCUCUCUCUCUCUCUCUCCCCCCUCUUCUUCUUCUUCUUCUUCCUUCACAUACCAACUCCCUUCAACUUUUGUCUCCUCUCUAGGGUUUGGUACUCUCUCUUUCUCCACUUGGAGUUUAGGGAAAUGGAGAGCGAGAGGAACAGUGGGAGUAGUUGUAGCAACAACACUAAUACUAAUACUAACAACAACAACAUGAGUAGUAGUGAACUAGUUGAAGCGGUGGAGCAAGAGGUGAUGCUGCCAGGUUUCAGGUUCCAUCCCACCGACGAGGAGCUCGUAGGGUUCUACCUCAAGAGGAAGACUCAGCUCCGCCCUCUCUCCAUCGACCUCAUCAAGCAGCUCGACAUCUACAAGUACGACCCAUGGGAUCUCCCGAAGAUGGCGACGGGGACCGGAGAGAAAGAGUGGUACUUCUUCUGCCCGAGGGACAGGAAGUACAGGAACAGCGCCAGGCCCAACAGGGUGACCGGAUCGGGCUUCUGGAAGGCCACCGGGACGGACCGGCCCAUCUACUCGUCGGAAGGGAACAAGUACUGCAUCGGCCUCAAGAAGUCGCUGGUGUUCUACAAGGGGAGAGCCGCCAAAGGGAUGAAGACCGACUGGAUGAUGCACGAGUUCCGCCUCCCUUCCCUCGCCGCCGUCGCCGCCGGCCACCACUCCUCCAAGAGAUUCGUCGACACAACCAUCCAACCCAACGAUGCGUGGGCGAUUUGUAGGAUAUUUAAGAAGACGAGUUCGACGGCACAAAGGGCGCUCUCGCAAUCUUGGGUGUCACCGUCAUUAGUUCAAGAAGAAGCGGCACUCCCUACCUCCACCACUCCAAAUUGCUUCACUCAGUCGUUUAUGAGCUCCGCAACUACAACUACGACUGCUCCGUCAUUUCCUCCCAUUCAUCGUCUGUCGUUCGACUACAACUACAACGACAACAACUACUACGCUUCACCGGACUUCUACUCUUUCAAACCAAUCAACAACAGCAUCAUCCCAUUGGCUCCAAAGCCAUCCUACCAUCUCCACACCUACCCUUACUCCACGGCGGCAGACCAUGAAAGUAGUGCAAACUUCUCAUCGGCGAAGUGCACAUCGGAUCUCUCCUCCGUGCUCCUAAACAUGCCAUCAUCUUCGUCGUUGUCUUCGAUGCUCGUCGGCAAUCAUUUCAAGCAACAGGCCGGUGGUGGAGGUGGUGGUGAUCGCGAGAGUAUGAGUAGUAGUGUGGACCAGUUUAGUAACGGAUCUCAGCAUAGCAAUGGCAACGGUGGUAAUAUCGUUACUAGUAAUGGUGGCGCCAUCUCGUCGUCGUCGUUGAUUAGUGGUUCUUCACAUGAUCCUGCCUCGAUUAUGAUGUCGACGACGACGAAGAGCCCCGAUUUGGCGCACAUCGAUGGCCUUCCGUUCAGCUACUUGGGUCAUGAUGGUUGCAGCACUCCUACUACAGCUGCUUGGAAGCAGAACCUCUUGCUUUGGGAUUAUGCUAAUUACUCGUCGCCAACGUUUCCUGGUAGUGAUCAGGUUGCUACGACUUUUUCCACUACCAAGUGCUAUAACUAGAUGUUCAUCAAGAGAUUGAUGGACAUUGAGGGUUUUUUUAUUUAUGGUACAAGUUAGCUAGUUUAGUUUGCUUAGGAAGUUAUGUUUCUUGACAUUGACAAGGUUCUUUUAUCUGUUUUUUAUUUUAUCUUUGGGGUUCGUUUUUUUUUUUUUUUGGUUAAAUUGCAACAAAAUGAAGUAGAAGCUGACCUUUGGCAAGCAUCAAUGGAAGAAGUUAUAAUUAACUGCUUAUUUAGUUAUCUCAUUGUUUUAAGUUAAUUAAUUAAGGGUCCGGAUAGUAUAACAACGCUUAAAGUGUUGUUAUACUAACAACAAGGGCAUAAUAGUAAAAUAACGAUAAAAAUAAUAAAUCACAGGCGUCUCA
Linum trigynum is the source of this 2155-nucleotide messenger RNA. Lineage: Eukaryota; Viridiplantae; Streptophyta; Magnoliopsida; Malpighiales; Linaceae. The record is from the annotation of a GenBank genome assembly.